Triplophysa dalaica is the source of this 603-nucleotide messenger RNA. Its product is annotated as histone H2B-like. The coding region runs from base 91 to 465 and encodes 124 amino acids. Lineage: Eukaryota; Metazoa; Chordata; Actinopteri; Cypriniformes; Nemacheilidae. The transcript is spliced from 2 exons. Gene Ontology annotation, cellular component: nucleosome. The record is from RefSeq and is a predicted model, not a curated record. Gene Ontology annotation, molecular function: structural constituent of chromatin; DNA binding; protein heterodimerization activity.
UUCGACGGCUGUACUCUAAUCCUCUCAGAUACAACUGAGCUAGAGACUUUAUUGGGUUACAGUGUGCGUGAAAGUGAACCGAGCAGUAUCAUGCCUGAGCCAGCUAAACCCGCGCCCAAGAAGGGCUCUAAGAAGGCCGUCACCAAGACCGCCGUUAAGGGAGGAAAGAAGCGCAGAAAGUCCAGGAAGGAGAGUUACGCCAUCUACGUGUACAAAGUGCUCAAGCAGGUCCACCCCGACACCGGCAUCUCUUCCAAGGCGAUGGGCAUCAUGAACUCUUUCGUCAACGACAUCUUCGAGCGCAUCGCCGGUGAGUCGUCUCGUCUCGCGCACUACAACAAGCGCUCCACCAUCACGUCGAGAGAGAUCCAGACCGCCGUGCGUCUGCUGCUGCCCGGUGAACUCGCCAAACACGCCGUGUCCGAGGGCACCAAAGCCGUCACCAAGUACACCAGCUCCAAGUAAAGCGCCGCUUUCAUCCGCCGCACACAAAGGCUCUUUUAAGAGCCACACACUUAUUCCUUUAAAGAGAUUCUCAUGUUUGUAAGCAUUUACUGUGUUUGUUUAUUAUGAUUUAAAUUAUGACGCGACAUACGGCGUUUA